Molecule: messenger RNA, 579 nt
Organism: Plasmodium coatneyi
Lineage: Eukaryota; Apicomplexa; Aconoidasida; Haemosporida; Plasmodiidae
Exons: 6
Coding region: 1-579 (192 amino acids)
Source: RefSeq, a predicted model, not a curated record
AUGGCGCUGUUCACUCUUUUCACCUUUCUCUUUUUCCUCUUUGUGUCUUCUCCUCACUUGUGCUACUCCUUUAAGAGCAACCGGGGGCGCGAACAGACACUGCUAAAUAGUGACCCCACAGAUGUGCACAACUUUGACAAAAAAUUCUUAGAAAGUCAACUGUGGAAAAAAAAUAGGCUCUACUAUGUUUCCUCCAGUAGGAACCUGUUCAGAAACAGCUUCCAGAAGAAUCACGCGCCUAGGGUAAGGAUGGCCCUUUCGCUAUUUAAGGAUAUUAACAUGUCUAAUCUGUUCCCCGGUUUCAAGACGAUUUUUAACAAAAAAUUCCUGUUCGAGCCCCUGUUCAAUUCCCACAAGGACAUCAUCAUGCGAAACAUGAAGAAGAUCCAGUUGAUACAAAAAGGUAACGUGGUGAAGAACCUCGUGAUUUUCGGGGCCUCCUGCUUCACCAUUUAUGCUGUGUCCAAGCUUCUCCUAAUGCUCAGGCGGUUCUUCCAAAACCAAUACAAAAUGAUAAGUGAACAAGAAAUAAAAAUGCUAGGCAAGUACGAAAACCCUCACAUUGAGUUUAAGGACUGA